Messenger RNA from Auxenochlorella protothecoides, 2235 nucleotides. RefSeq names its product DNA topoisomerase 3-alpha. The transcript is spliced from 17 exons. Gene Ontology annotation, biological process: DNA topological change. Lineage: Eukaryota; Viridiplantae; Chlorophyta; Trebouxiophyceae; Chlorellales; Chlorellaceae. Gene Ontology annotation, cellular component: nucleus. Bases 1 to 2235 code for a protein of 744 amino acids. The record is from RefSeq and is a predicted model, not a curated record. Gene Ontology annotation, molecular function: DNA binding; DNA topoisomerase type I (single strand cut, ATP-independent) activity.
AUGAAGGUGCUUAAUGUCGCUGAAAAGAACAGUGUCGCCCGUGCGGUGACGGAGAUCUUGUCCCGUGGCCGGUCGCAGCAGCUGCAGUCCUGCGCAACCUGGUGCAAGGUGUACUCCUUUCCCUUCCAGCUGGCCAAUGAGCCGGUGGACAUGGUGUUCACCUCGGGUGAGCAGGAAAAGAUCCUGCGCAAUCUGCAGACCCAGGCCCGCUCCUGUCAGCAGCUGGUUCUCUGGCUAGAUUGCGAUAGGGAAGGGGAGAACAUCGCAUUUGAGGUCAUCCAAGUAUCGCUGGUGGCCUCGGACAUCAUGCGAGCCGUCAACUCGCUGGGACCCCCCAACGAGCGCGACGCCAUGGCCGUGGACGCCCGGCAGGAGAUCGACCUGCGCAUCGGCGCAGCCUUCACCCGCCUGCAGACCCUGCUCCUGCAGAACAAGUUUGACUGGAGCGGGCUCCUGCCCGCCGGCCGCGAGCGCAUGCUACUCAGCUACGGGCCCUGCCAGUUUCCCACCCUGGGCCUGAUCGUGCAGCGCUUGUGGGAGAUCCGGACCCACAUCCCAGAGGACUUCUGGAGCAUAGAGGCGAAGGCCGCGCCCACCGGCGACCAGCCCGGCUGCACAUUUGCUUGGUCGCGGGGCCGCCUUUUUGACCAGCCUGCAGCCGCCAUGCUGCAUGAGCUUUGCUGCGACCACCCCACGGCAACGGUCGCCGAGGUCAAGGGCCAGCAGAAGCAGCGAUGGGCGCCCACGCCCCUCAGCACCCUGGAGAUGCAGAAGCGAGCCUCGCAGUACCUGCGCAUGCCGGGUGAGCGCAUCAUGCGGUAUGCGGAGGAGCUGUACCAGGCCGGCGCCAUCUCCUACCCCCGAACCGAGACAGACAUAUUUGACAAGCAGUACGACCUCAGGGCCCUCAUAGGCGUCCAGGCGGGCACCCGGGUGCCUUGGGCGCCUUUUGCCCAGAAACUUGUGGAAGGCCCGCUCUUCCGGUGGCCCCGCUCAGGCGGCCACAAUGACCAAGCCCAUCCGCCCAUCCACCCCACCGCCCCCUUCCAAGCCGACGGAAGUGACAAGGCGCGCCUGUACGAAUUCAUCUGCCGCCACUUCCUGGCAUGCUGCUCGCUGGAUGCGGAGGGGCAGUCCACCACCGUGACCAUCGACAUAGCUGGCGAGGGGUUCUGCGCCUCGGGGCUGGUGGUCACCGCCCGAAAUUUCCUGGAUGUGUACCCCUACCAGAAAUGGGGCACGCCCCAUGAGACUCUGCCUCAGUAUGUGGAGGGCCAGACCUUUGAACCCGCAUCCAUCGACCUGAAACCGGGCUGCACCCAGGCGCCGCCGCGCCUGACCGAGGCGGACCUGAUCGCCAAGAUGGAGCAGCACGGCAUUGGUACCGAUGCCACUGUGGCAGACCACAUCCAGAAACAGCUGGAGCGGGGGUACGCGGUCAAGGACGAGGCGGGUCAGUCCCAGACCUUCUCGCCCACGCCCCUGGGCGAGGCCCUGAUCUCCGCCUACAGUGCCAUGGGGCUGACCAACCUCUGGCAGCCCCAGCUGCGCGGCGCCAUCGAGGGGAACAUCCUGGCGGUGGCCCAGGGCGCCCGCACCAAGGCGAGUCGGGAGAGCGUGCUGGCGGAGGCCAUCCUCGCUUUCCAGACCGACUUUGGGUCUGCCAUGGCUCAGGCCCACGUGCUGGAGGCGGAGGUUCGCGAGGUUGUGUUUGGCAGCGUGGCGCGGGGUGCUGGUGCCGGGGCUGGAGCCAGGCGCCUGGAUGCAGGGGAGCGUCAGGGGGAGCCGGGCGGCCCUGGCCUGGCCCCGGGAUCCCAAGCGUUCGGUGGGUGCAGCUGCGGCGGGCAGCUGGUGCUGUCCAGGGACCCUGGCGGCGGCCCACCCCACAUCGCAUGCAGCGCCUGGCCCCUGCACCGCUUCCGGGUGGACCUUCCCCGCAUUACCACCUCCGUGGGCGUCAGCGAGGAGGCCUGCGCCGCCUGCGGCGCCUCGCUGCUGGACCUGGGCUUCACGCGCGCGCUGCUGCCGCCCGGCUUCCAGCCGCGCAUGCACACCUGCGUGGCCUGCGACCCCGAGUUCCAGCGCCUCAUCCAGCUGGUGGGCGCGGUGCGCCGAGGGGCCAGGCCCGGCGCAUCGCCAGGCACCCCGAGGGGGUGGCGCGCCGGCGGCGAGAGGCCGAGGCCGGGGCGUGCGUUCCAGCCCCGGGCGGCGCGGGAGGGGCGGCAGCUCCCAUGA